CUUGAGGGCGCCUUCCUGGGAGCUCGUUUGCUAUUUUGUCUGUCGCUCUGCUUUCUCUGUAAAUGACGCGCCUCUGUGGCGGCUUUGCCUUCCUACAUGUUCCGUCUCCUUCAUUCUAACUUAUUCUCACUACACUUUCAUCCACAGAUGCACGACCCAGAAAUUUUCUCGUUUGCUUUUCUCAUCUUCUUCGUUGCUGUUUCUCUCAUCGUCAUUUCAUUCUCUGUUUUUAGAAACUCAUCAAAAACAGAGCAGCAACAAGAAGCGAAAACCCAGAAUCUGAAAAGUCAUGGACCGACAACAGAGAAGCAUUCUCUGUCAGAAUGUGCUGAUGAAGUUAAACUUCAUCACCCCAAUGAUAAUAACCCGGUCCAUUUGACUCAUUCUCUCUUGCUCGAGGUAUUACCAUCUGAUUCUGCGAAAUGGGCUAGCUUGUUCGAUGAUAAAAGUUGCGAUUGCAAGGAACUGAAUUCGAUCUCUUCGGGUCUGAACGUGGAGAGUGAGCAUACGAGGGAGGAGCAAAGAGAGAAGAAGAGGAGGAGGAGGUCAAAGAAGAAGAAAAUUAAUUCGCUACCUGAAGAUAGUUCUGAACAUAAUAAGGGCGAGGAAAGUGCAAAUACGGGUUCGGAUAUGGGGCUCCGGGAAGAAGCUGUCUUCUUAUACCCGUUUACCUCCUCCGGUAGCGCUAUGCAGAGAAAGAUCAAACAUCAGUAUGAUGAGCUCGUGAAAUGCCACCAGUCGAAGAAAUUGACACUGGCUCAGGUGGUAAACUUUGCUAAUAGUUUGGUGGAUGCAAGGAAUGAACUACAGCACAAGGCCGAUGUGAUCAAACGGAAAUUUGUUGUAACAAAGGCUUUACUAUUUAAGGCAGAUAGAUCCUCCUUUGACCGCUUUCGUCAACAGAUAUAUAAGCUGGAAUUGGAACAGAAGCGAUUAGAGGAGGACGCAACUGUUUACAAUUGGCUUCAACAGCAGCUUAAACUCUCCCCAGCGUACAAGAAGAUUCUGGAGAUUGGAGCUUGUAUGGAGAAAGCAAAAACGUGUGAGCUGGAGGAGGCCACAGAGGAUGAAUUUGCCGACAUUUCAUUUGAGGAAUUACUAGCACAAGAAAAGAAAGAUUCAUUUUGGCAAAAAAAUGGGAAAUCAAGAGGCUGCUCAAACUAAUAUGGUUGUACUGGGUGACUAACUAACAAGAGCUAGUUUAGUAUGUAAAUUCAGUAUCUAUGAUAUUGUACUGUCACAUGAAUGUUCUUGUUUUUUUCUUUUCUGGGUUAUCUCUGCCUGUGCCAUUUUGGUUUUUCUAGAGUGCUUGUACAUACAAUAUCACCUGAGUUUUUCUUGGGAUUUGCUUGGUAUAAAGGUAUUUUAUGA
Neltuma alba is the source of this 1371-nucleotide messenger RNA. RefSeq lists its product as uncharacterized. The transcript has 6 exons. NCBI's taxonomy places the organism in Eukaryota, Viridiplantae, Streptophyta, Magnoliopsida, Fabales, Fabaceae. The record is from RefSeq and is a predicted model, not a curated record. Bases 97 to 1164 code for a protein of 355 amino acids.